Molecule: messenger RNA, 2634 nt
Organism: Parasteatoda tepidariorum (common house spider)
Lineage: Eukaryota; Metazoa; Arthropoda; Arachnida; Araneae; Theridiidae
Source: RefSeq, a predicted model, not a curated record
UUUAAACUUAUGGUAAUAUUUGAAAUAAAUUGAAUAUAUAAAUUUGAUAUGUGAUGUUUUGAUUUUUAUUUAGUUGUUCAAAAUUUGAUUUCCUUUGUAACACAGAUAUUGUUCUACUCGCUCUAAUUGCAUUAGAAGCUAUAAUUUGUUUUUAAACCUUAUUUUCUGGAUGUAAAUUCUGGUGUGUUCAAUCCUGAAUGAUUAGAAAUUUCUGCUUUAUUGUUUAUUAAAAAUAAACAAGAUAUACAACUCUUGGGAAUAUGGCUGUUGUAAUAUUUUACUUUUUCAGGCAAUAAAUAUGAAUGAUCUCUGAAUUUUAUAAAGUUUUAUAUAACAUAUCAAAUUCAAACUUUGAAUAAGCUAAAGCUUGGGAAUACAUCGUAAAAAAAGUGAAGAACUUGGAGUAAAUAACUUGAAUUUAGUCCACAAACUCUGGGGAAUGGCAGCGCAAUUCUGCUUUUUCAUGGGUCCUCCUAAAAGAGAUUAUCGAAAUCUGCGCUACAAGUGUCAGUACUGUUUUUAUGCCACAAAUCGACCAUCACAUCUAAAAAGGCACUACUUAACUCAUACACAAGAACGUCCCUUUUCUUGUACAGUGUGUGGUAAAUCAUUCAAUCAAAAAGUUAGUUUGCAGGAGCAUUUGCGUAUACACACUGGGGAGAAACCCUUUCAGUGUGAGUAUUGCAAAGUUCGAUUCACGCAAAGGUCAAGUUUAAAAAAUCACAGACGUUUACAUUUAAAAGAUGAUGGAGCUGCAGCUAAUAAUGCAUUGACAUUAGAAAUGGGUCAGGUUCAAGCGGUGCAAGAUUUAAAUUAUACUGUAAAAUUUAUCAUUGUAAAUUCUAACAAAUAUUUUAACAUUCCAGAUCCUAUUGUCUUUGCAUCUUAUCAGAUGAAAUCAUUUCAGUCUACUAAACAAUAUCGUCACAAGUGCAGGGAAUGUUCAUACGCAACUGAUUAUACCUCAUCUUUGCGGUGCCAUAUGAGAGUACACACAAAUGAAAAACCUUUCAUUUGUAAUCAUUGUGGAAAAUCUUUCACUCAGAAAGGCAACCUUAAAGCUCACCAACUCACGCAUAUGAAAAUUUUUUAAUUUUUGUAUACAUUUUCUUUGUUCCAUUAAAGUUUGUUUUAUGAAAUAGUAAUCACAUCUCUCAAAAUUCUGAAACUCAGUCAAUGUGAUGAAUGUGAACCAUUCCCUCCAAAUUUAAGGUUUGUUCAAAAUUUUCAAAUGGUAGUGAACUAAAGCAAAAAAUUUUACACCAAAUGAAAUUUUUACAUACCUUAUCGGGAUUUAAGAGCAUGACUGUUUGUCGACUUGACCUUUUUAAGUGGUGGGCAAGAUACUUUUAAUUUAUUAAAAUACUAUUGCUUUAGGACAAAUAUCUUUUAAAGCUAUGGGAAUUCUGUAGUUGAUGGAGGGUAUGAUGUGAACUUGAACUAAUAUUUAUUUUUGUUUUACAUCUCAAAAAGUUAUGGUGAUUAAUUAAAUUUAUGCUAGCCAUUGGAUAGGCUCUGAUAUUGACUUGUUUGGUAGCAAAUCAGUCCUUUUGAUUCGUCAUCUUAUGGGUAUUAGCAGUACAGUAUAUGCAACAACAGGUUGAAUAAGGUCAACGUUAAAGUCUCCAAUAAUUUAUGAAAAAUGACACAUUUAGACUCGUUUAAUCAGUAGGAAAACAUGACAGGACACCAUGUUUUCUUUCUGAUGAAGAUUUGCCAAAACAUGUACAUGCUGUAAAAAUUUGUGAUUUGAACGUCGUCCUCAUGCAACCUAAUCACAUUGCAUUAUUUAUUCUAUAUUUUUCUUAAUAUAGAAUAUGUCAUAAAUUGGGUUCUUUAAUUUCCUUUUUUGCAACUACUGUUUUUAGACCCAAUAAAUUACUAGUGCUACAACAUGUUUGUUAUGAAUUAUUCUUACUUAUUAGUUUGGUGUAUGAAAAUAGUAAAGAUUUUUCAUUUGUUAACUUAAAUGAUGAUUUUUCACUUAUUAACUAAAAAUUUGAACAAGUAUUCGAUUAUUUAAAUUUUUUUUCCAAUGGUAUUUGCUUUAAAUGGCUUUAUGAUUCUAUAAAAGACUUUAUAGUAAUCAGUUUAGGUUUGAAAUAUUUUUUUAAAUAUCUUUAUUUUUUACAUAGCAUUAGAAUUAUGAAUUUGAAGAAACAUCUGCAUCAUUUUAUAAUAAUUAUUUUCUCAAAAUUUUGUGUUCAUUUUCUUGUUUUAAAAUAUUUUUAAGACAUUUUUCUUUGGUAACAACUAAUUGUACAUUAGUUGUUCUCAAUCUGAAAGGUUACUAUAACUGAUAUCUUCUAGAAAUGUAAAUCUAGAGUUUUCCCAUAGUUAUUUAAAGAUAGGAAAAAUCAACCAAAUUGUUAAAAGAAGGUAUGUAUGAACCUGACUUUAAAACAUUUUUUAUAGAAAAGGGUUAUAUUUUUAUAUGCCCAGAUGUAAUGGUGUAUCGUUCCAAAUCGUGCAAAUUUGUGUCUAUGUUAUAAAAUAUCCCCAAAAUGCUUGAUUUUCCUCAUAUUCUUCACUGUUUCACAUAUUCAACAUGUUUACUUUUUUUAAAUAUCUCUUAUUCCAAAAAUAUUUGAAUAACUAGAUAUGCUUCAAAAGUACACUCAAUUAAAUAAAAAU